AUGAAUGUCUUGCUAGGACUUGGUUUGGGAGUUUUGGCACUUACCGCAUUCUUCUACCUCUGCAAUAAGUUUCUUAUGGCCAGGGACGCGAGAUUGGAGGAAGAUGCCAGGAGCAUUUUGAUGACAACUUCUCCUGCUGCUGCGUUCACAAUCACAAGCCAGAUGUUCAGAUGGAUGCAAGCUCCUGGAGAUCCCAAGUCCGAUCAGAGUGUUGUAGAGUGUGCAAUUUGCUUGACAGAGCUGGAGGAGGCGAUUGUGAGAGUGUUGCCCAGCUGCAACCAUGUUUUCCACCGCAGCUGCAUCGAUCUGUGGCUCUCUUGCAACACCACGUGCCCAAUCUGUAGGCGGGAUUUGGUCGCAAACCAUAGAUCCUAA
Selaginella moellendorffii is the source of this 375-nucleotide messenger RNA. RefSeq names its product E3 ubiquitin-protein ligase EL5. The record is from RefSeq and is a predicted model, not a curated record. Bases 1 to 375 code for a protein of 124 amino acids. NCBI's taxonomy places the organism in Eukaryota, Viridiplantae, Streptophyta, Lycopodiopsida, Selaginellales, Selaginellaceae. The transcript has a single exon.